Triplophysa rosa is the source of this 2510-nucleotide messenger RNA. RefSeq names its product DEAD (Asp-Glu-Ala-Asp) box polypeptide 28 (gene ddx28). Lineage: Eukaryota; Metazoa; Chordata; Actinopteri; Cypriniformes; Nemacheilidae. The transcript has a single exon. Gene Ontology annotation, molecular function: nucleic acid binding; ATP binding; RNA helicase activity. Gene Ontology annotation, cellular component: mitochondrion. Gene Ontology annotation, biological process: mitochondrial large ribosomal subunit assembly. The record is from RefSeq and is a predicted model, not a curated record. Bases 712 to 2412 code for a protein of 566 amino acids.
AUCAUUCGGGUACUUACAGUGCACUUCGUUUUUGAGGAUUUUCGAUGUGAACGCACUACUCACACUAUUUAUACUACAAAAUGGCGUAGAAUAGUACAUAAGUGCGCGAUUUGGGACGCGCCUUAUGUGUGGAACUGUGGAUACUUCACACACUCAAUGGUCGCAGUUUCGCAUACGUUCGGCUAUCGGACGCUGCUCGAGCAAAACUCUCAUGCUGGGCAAAACAGUUUAAAACUACAUGAAAUGUACAAUGUACAAGUAGAUUUUUAUUCACACGCAUUGUGCCGUGAGAUUGACAUCCUUUGCGCUCGUCUGGGAAACCAAAAUACUUCCGGUUAGUAUAAAACCGUUUAGUAUUCCAUUUGGGACGGUACUACCCUUUUAAAAUGCUUACACUACAUGGUUGAGUGCAUAGUGCAUAGUAUGUCAUUUGGGAAAACAGUGCGCAAGUUUUGACCAAUGGGACUUUUAUUUUGGCGUCACGACCUGGGUGUACGUCAUCAUUCCACGCCAGGAAGACCCAAGGCUGUCUUCACGUGAAAGUUUGCUGUGUUUGUCACAUGAAACUACAAACCAAUGUAUGUAUUUCAGAGGUCAAGCGAUAAUACCAUUAACUAUUUCAGAGGUCAAGCGAUAAUACCAUUUGCACACAAUAGCAAUACAUAACAACAUUCACUUUUGAUUCUAAGUUAUAGAACAAGAAUAUCCGCGAUGCAGUUUGUGAAGGUCGGAAACGUCGCCGUUCUCUUUUCCAAACAGCUGCCAAUAACGCGCAGUUCUUUUAAUGCGCGCGAUUACGUUCCGUUAAUCUGUGGACACAUCGAUGCGAUGUUUGCGUCGGUACGCAAAAUGACAACAGCUGCCUCGCCGUCUGUGGUGAUCCGCAUCCCGAGACGCAUGCAAGAACGCAUAGAAAACAUCAAACAAGUGCAAAGCAAAAGAACUAACAAGCUCCCAACAGUCAAGGCUGGCAGACUGCUGAUCAAGAGCAAGAAUCCUCAGCUAAACCAGUCUGUUGGCUAUACCCUUGGGAAAUUUGAACAGCCAGCGCUUGCCUCUAAGGGAUGGAAAAGCAAGGAAGCACCAGGGGAUUAUUUCACCAUAAACAGCAUCCAGAGCGCACCACCAUUCAUGGUGAAACACGAGGGCGAGGACAAUGACACUGCUGGUCACAAGACAUUUGAAUGCUUUCAUAUUUGUCCAGAACUGGUUGAGACAUUACAGAGUCUGAAUAUAAUUCACCCCACGACAGUGCAGAUGAAAACCAUUCCUAAAAUACUGAAGAGGCAUAAUAUUCUCUGUGCUGCAGAGACGGGGAGUGGUAAAACAUUGGCUUAUCUUCUUCCCAUCAUCCACAAGUUGCAGGCGGAAAAGAGGUUAGAGGAGUUCACAGACAAGGAGAGACAGAUUCAAGCUGUGGUCAUGGUGCCUUCACGGGAACUAGCGGAACAAGUAACAUCUGUGGCUCGUUCAAUAGGCCAGCGGUUUGGGCUUGUGGUCAAAGUUGUGGGUGGAGGCAGAGGUGUAGGAAACAUCAAAGCGACAUUCUCACACAGCCAACCAGAUGUGCUGGUGGCCACCCCUGGUGCCCUUCUAAAGGCCCUAUGGAAGCGAUUUGUGAGUUUGAGUGAACUGAACUUCCUAGUGAUUGAUGAGGCUGACACCAUGUUUGAUGCUAGUUUUGCAGGCAUGCUUGAGAAAAUUCUCUCCCAUACCCAGGUGGCAUCCAGGCUCUCCGAGACUGUUGGGUUCACCCGUAAAGCUCAGCUGGUUGUCGUGGGAGCUACGUUUCCUGGUGGUGUCGGUGAGAUCCUCAGCAAGGUGACUGACCUGGGCAGCAUGGUCGUCAUUAAAAGCCAGAUGCUACAUUAUCUCAUGCCACAUGUAAAGCAGACGUUUCUGAGGGUGAAAGGUGCCGACAAGAUCCUGGAGCUUCAUCAGGCUUUGAAGAAGGCCGAACAGGAGCAUAAAGGUGUUCUGGUGUUUUGCAACUCAGCGUCCACCGUGAACUGGCUGGGCUACACGCUGGAGGAAAUGGGCGUUUGUCACAUGAGGCUCCAGGGAGAAAUGCCUGCUGCAAUGAGAGAAGGUAUCUUCAGAAACUUUCAGAGAGGAAACGUUGAUGUUCUCAUAUGCACUGAUAUAGCUUCAAGAGGCUUAGACACACAGAGGGUUGGAUUUAUCGUCAAUUAUGACUUUCCAGAAUCUCACACGGACUAUAUCCACCGAGCAGGCCGUGUGGGGAGAGCAGGUGGCUCCGGUGGAGGAGAGGUGUUGAGCUUUGUUACCCACCGCUGGGAUGUUGAACUUGUGCAAAAAAUAGAGACAGCUGCCAGGAGAAGAACGUCUUUACCUGGGAUGGAGUCUGAAAUAAAAAAUCCCAGCCAUAAAACAGAUUUAACAAUUGAGUAAAAGGUAAUUUAUUGUAUCAUCACCUAAUGAAUCCUUGCAUAAAAAUGGAAAGAUUUGAGAUAUUUGUUGUACUUGAGUCUUUAUAAUAAACCAUUUAA